ACCGCUGUCUGAAAAAGCGCCCCGGCAGGCAGACGGGCAGGCAGGGCGGCAGCAGUGACAGUAACAACAACAACAACAACAACAGCAGCAGCAGCAGCAGCGGUAGUGGCAGCAGCAGCAGCAGCAGCAGCAGCAGUUACAGCAGUAACAGCAGCGGCAGCAGGACGCGCCCCGCCGCCGCCGCCAUGGUGUCCCCCGUCACCGUGGUGAAGAGUGAAGGUCCCAAACUGGUGCCCUUCUUUAAAGCCACUUGUGUCUAUUUUGUCCUCUGGCUGCCAACUUCCAGCCCCUCCUGGUUCAGCGCCCUCAUCAAAUGUCUGCCCAUCUUCUGCCUGUGGGUUUUCCUUCUGGCUCAUGGAAUUAACUUCUUAGUGUCACACCGGAGCGCCAGCCGCAUCCUAGCGGGACUCAUAUUCUCGGCAGUGGGAGAUGCCUUUCUCAUCUGGCAGGAGCAGGGCUACUUCAUUCAUGGUCUGCUGAUGUUCGCCAUCACACACAUCCUGUACUCUUCAGCCUUCGGCAUGAAGCCUUUGGACCUCAAAGCCGGCUUGUUGAUGGGCCUUGUUUCCAGUUCCUGUUAUGCCUUCCUGUACUCCUACCUCUCAGGCCCAUUCACCUACCUGGUAGCCGUCUACAUCGCCUUGAUUGGCUUCAUGGGCUGGCGAGCGGUCGCCGGCAUGCAGCUGUGCAACGACCUCUGGACGUGGACCAAGCUCUCGGCCUGCAUCGGCGCGAUGCUGUUCAUGGUGUCGGAUCUGACCAUUGCACUUAACAAGUUCUGCUUUCCCGUGCCCUACUCGCGCUUCAUCAUCAUGGCUACCUACUAUGCAGCCCAAAUGCUUAUUGCACUGUCAGCUGUAGAGAGCAGAGAUGAAGAAGACUUCAGAAAGAGGAGCUAGAUGGAGUGCUAAUAGUCUGUGAACAACUUGGGUUAUAUCUCAGGUGCUGUAGCUGCAUUCACCCCUGAGAGAGAUCUCCAUUUCUCUAGGCACAUUGGUGAUAUUGAUUUUGCUUCUUUGAAGCAUUAUCUGUGGGGCUUUUUUUUUUUUCAAUGGCUUUCUCUGAAUACAGCUUACUUCAGUGUGGAGUCCACAUCAGAAAGCUUAGACUGUCCCUGCAGUAGCUCAUUCAACUCUUCUUUCUUGGAAGUGCUGUACUACUGCAUUCUACUUGUUAGUCUUGAAACUGAUGCUGAAUGUCUGGGAAGAGGAGGGUUGAUGGAAAUGAGGUUUGGCCAUGCACUGUGCUAAAAGACUUGCUUUCAAUAGUAGGGAGUCAGGCACAGAUCUCUGCUAAAGUCAUAGGUAAAAAUGAAUUUAACUGACGUUUGUCUCUUUUUGUGCAUUAUAAACUCAGUACUCAAACUGGAACUAUUGCCUCUGCUGAAAGGAAGCCUGGAGGUAGAGUUAAAACAAGAUAUCCAGAUGAGGGCUGAGCUUUGGAGCCAACGGCAGCAUGUGGGGCAGCCCCCAGCAGAACCAGAACGAAAGCAAAACACCAAGCAGAGAGCACAGAGCAAGGCGUGCGCUGACGUGCAGUGCUGUGUGCUUUGAUCACUGCUCCAGGGUAAGCCUGUAGGUGCAAGUCAGCGUUGCCGUGUGUGGCAGAACGAGGAGAUUGGUGGGAUUUCAUGGACACCCAGGUAGCCAGGCCAGCACGUUCCCCACGCCUUGAGUGCGCAGGUACACAGUGUCUGCAGCCACCAGUGACAGCUGAAAUGUAAUGGGCACAUGAGGAACUUGUGAUUUUUACAACAGAACUUUAAGCAUAUAUUUUACUAAUAUAUGCCCUAAUUGUCCUUAGUACAUCAGACAGGGAUCUAACCUUUAUGCCUUUCUUCCCCAGCAUCCUAACAAAUAAUAUUCCAUAUACUCAUUAAGCUUUACAGUACUGCUGCUUGCAGUAUCUCUCAGAUCUUCGUGUGAGCAUUUCCUGUGGUCAAGGCUCUUAUUUUGGAUGUAGAUUCUUGUGUUUUGCCAGCUGGUUGUACAAAAUCAGCUUUGCACCACUUGUUUUUGGAAAGACCCUUUUCAGCAGAGCUUCCUGAAAAGCACUGUCUUGUGCGUUCACAGUGUCUGCUGCUUCCUUCUCAGACCCACAUGGACGCAGUGAGAAUGUGCCACCAGUGCUGGGAAAGCGUGUUUAAUUCUGAUCCAAAUUCUUUGGUUGGUUUUUCUGCCCAUCUGCUGAAGCAAGAUUCCUUCUGACUUCAGACUGUCUUUAAAAGAUACAGGAUGAGGUUGCUCCGAUUUUUAAUCAUUUGUGAUCAUAUGUAUGUUUUUUCCUCUUAUUUAGGAUAUCUAGCAGCAAGCUCUGUUUCUGUCUGAAACUAUCGUGAAUGUGCUUUUCCCUUCUGUCCAUCCUAGGGCCACUCUCAUGGGCUGAGAUGCUCCCCCAGUGGCUUAUUAUAAGACAUGAGUGCGCUCAGGUGUGCAAAGGAAGCUUGCUGAGGGUUCCUGCACCUCUUCAAACCUGCAGCCAAAUGGGAACAGCCAGAGCAGACUGCACAGCUUGAAUCCACGUGCAUCCCAACAGCCCCUUGCACGUGCGCUCAUGUGGGCAGGAGGGGCAGUCCUUCAGACCAGCUGAAAAUCACCACCACGCUCUCCAUACCUAGCGUGCCCAGACCAUUCUAGGCAAAAGCCAGGCACUGAGUCCCUGGCAGUUGGGGAGGAAUUCCUCUUUGUGAGGAGUGUGGCAGGGUCGGGGGCAGCUGAGGAAACCCUACCAACCCUGCUAGCUUUUCCCUUGGUGUUGAGAGGUGCUAAGUGGGUCUCCUGCUUCUCCCCGGCCUCGCGUGGUGGGACUGGGUGGGGAACAGGCAUUGCCUCCCCACAACUUCUGCAUUAGUGCAAAUUCAGCCAGUAUUACAAAAAUCUAGGUUAACCAUCCUGACCCUGUGGAGUCAUCUGCUGCUUUUCAGAGAUCAGAAAGGUCAGCUGCAUUAUUGAGAGGGAAAGCAUUGUAAAUAGCCCAGCCCUGUGUAAUGUCUUCCCUUUCAUGCUGUUGUGUAAUAUUGUCAGUAUUCAUUCACUGGGGCCUGCCUGGAGUAAACUGCUAAGGGGAUUUAGAGCCAUAAACAUCUUCAUUCAUCAGCACCGCUUAUCUCCUGGCCGCAGCCUGAACCCUGCAGUGUAACUCUCUGCGGAUGUCACCUGCUGUUACUCAGCUUGACUGUUUGCAAAUCUCUUCCUGCAACAGACUGACCCAGCUAAGAGGAAAUCUAAGCACUUGGGGUGAACCCCGUAUCCUCUCAGCAUGUGAGAAAACAGCACAUUUCAGUCUGAUUUACAUCUCCUUGUAAAGGGAGUCAGUCCAGCACAUUCAGUCCUUAGCUGGCAGUUCUUCAGAGAAGCCUCCCACACCCUGAGCUUCCCCUUGCUUUGAGGAAAAUGCACGUGUGAUAAAGUAAGCUUUAUUUAAAAGUCAGUAUUUCGAUUAGCUUUUUUUUUCCCCUCUAGAAAUGAAUAGUCUUCAACUUCCCGAAGAUGGCCAAGUUGCUUUUCUGCAUCCUUUUUCAUCUUGGCUUGCUCUGUUACCCUGCUCCACCAUCAGCCACCGGAUACUUGCAGAAAAGGAUCUUUGAAGUGUUAUUAGGAGGCCUGUCCUCUCAGCUGGCCAUCAGAGGUGCAGUUUCUGGUGGCAGAGCUCUCUGGGUGGCUCUAGCCCGGCCAGCAGAAUCAGCUGCAGCCCAAGUGGGCUGUUGCUCCCUCGCUGGGACACGUCCUGCCAGCCACGCUGGCUCUGUCCCAGUGCUGCAACGGCUUCAGCCUUCCCAGGAGCAUGAGGCAGAGCGCUCAGCACACAAAGUCAGGGAGAGCCCUGGCUGGCUCAGAGGUUCACCAGUGAAGGCUCUGACUUUUCAAAAUCUCUCUCCUGCUCUGCAUUUCUCCUUUUAAUCCAUAUUACUUGAACGAGACCAUUUUCCUGGAGGCUCUUUCCUGCUGGGAAGAGAUCAGCUGCUGUGGACACUGAUUUGACACAAUUUUGAGUUUCAUAAACCCUGAGAAACACUAAUCAGUUGCUGACAGUCUAAUAAAUACCUUUUAUUGGGAUUACAACUGUACCCUCUACCCCAGCGAGGGCAAUCUUCACUUUGAAAGGGAGUAAACAAGAAGUGGGAGUGACGUGACUGUCUGUGGCACUGCCUUUGUGGACCUUACUGUUCUCUCUGCACUGUAAAACUGCGAGGUUUGAUCCAUUCUUCUCCUUUUCAGGGGUAGUCUUUGAGAAGCACCUGGUCUUUGGCCCAGGGACAUUACAGAGGGAAUGAAGCACCCCAGCGGUAUCAGCUCCUUUGCUUGCUAAGUACAGAGGCUUUCUUUUCACACUGCUGUGUUCAAACACAAUUCCUGUCUAUGAUUACUUGAGGUUAAACACAUGGUCCAAUUACUUUUGCUCUCUUUCCUUUCUGUGGUUAUCGCCCUCUUGGAGAUCCUUCGGCUCCUUAUUUGGACAUACAAAAGAUGCAGCACAUUUCUUUCAGCCUCGUAUCUCUUUCUGUAGAUAGAUCCUCCUCACACAGAACUCCCAAUGAAGUCAAAGCAGCAAUGCUAAUUGAAACUGUUUUUUAAAUGCUAGUGAUGCUUCUGGGCUGUGCCAGUCACACUGAUGUCAGCAGGGUGGAGCUGGUGUAGAAAUGGUGGGUUGAGAAGACCAAAUCCAGAGGGUUAUAACAGCUUUACUCCUACUCUACCAAGAAAAAUGUGCUUGUGCUUAAUGCUUGGCUUCUUACUCCAUAAUGAGGCAACUUUAAGACUGGUUGGUUUAAGAAUUACUCUAACAUGGCUUUUAAGCAGAUUGCUGAAGGUUUCAUGCUGUAAUCAGUGGAGGAAAUAGAUAUAUUUUUACACAAGGAUAUAAAAGUCCCAGGACAAACUUUGCAGAAUUUUUAGUGGCUUUUCAAAGUUUUCCAGUCCCGUAGUUUGACAUAACACCUGUAUGUUUUCAGCUUGCUAUCAUGGUAAUUUUGGGAGCUGUUCUGGAAGAAGCAGAUCAAAGCAAACAGCAGCUGUAAAGCUCAGUGGCAGGUGCCUCUUUCUCUUUGCUUGGUUUCUGGAUGCAUACAGGGGCUCUUUUAAGCAGAGGCAUCAUAACUGCAUUCCUGGAAGAGGACGGGGAGUUGCCAACUUCUCAUGCCAGAAGUCCUCCUGGGUACUUCUCCUGCCUUUUAUCCAUGCUUGCUCCUUUUGUGGCCUUGGGUAAGUCAAGUUACUUAAAUUUUCUGGGGCCAGGUCCUCAUCUGGUGCGAAAAGGCACAUGUGUAUGAGGGCCAGUGCUAUGCCAGGUUACAAUGGCAGGGGACCACACCCUCACCCCAUUUCUAAAAUGAGGAUAUUAACACUUACCUACCUCACAAAGAAGCUGUGAGGAUUAAUGUUCAUACAGCGCUUUGAAGAUGUAAAGUGCUAUAUAAGUCCCAAGAAUUAUCCUACCUUAGGGUUGAAAUGCUUUUAGGGAUCUGCAGGACUUCUCUUAAAGCAUGGAAUGUGUGACUGCCUUUUCAAUUUGCAUCAGAUGGAAAGCAAAUGUAAAAUAUUUAUUUGUACUGGUUAACAGGAUAGGCUCAGCUGCACUUGAACUCUGAGGAGGGUUUAGCUUAAAAGUCUGAACUUCAGUUUUGUGAAUUUCAGUUUUGCAAAUGGUCUUUAGUUCUUCUAAAAGCCUCAACCAAAUUCUUAGACAUGAACCUUGUAUCCAAAUUUUGCAGUCUGGUCUUAUCCCUGACUGUUAGCUAGAAUAAACCUAAUCCAGCCAAAACACAGUGCUCUCACAGCCUGCUAUGGCUGUUGAAAAGACUGGAACAGAAAAUGAAGUCAUUCUAUUCAACCUUCAUUCUGCAGAAGGUCAGCUAGGUUUCAUGAGACAACUUGCAAAGGGAUGUUCAAUUUUUGUGAUUGUAAGUUUUACUGGCUUUAAAAUCAACAGAGAGGGAAGGCCUUGAUGGAAUCAAUAAGGUUGGCACUUCCUUCUUGAAUUACUUCCUUUUUACCCGAAUCAAAGAAAUAGCAGGUUCUGUAGCAAAGGAUGUGCUUGUACUACCAGUCCUAGGGCCCAGAACAAAAGUUCAUCUAGAAAUACAGCUCUGAACCAUCACCAUGUUCUCAAGUAGUAUAAAAAUGACAUGGUUCACUGAUUUCAAAUCUGGACCACAGCUAGAAACUACUUAGUUCUGGUAGAACUAGCUGCUGUACAAACACAAAUGAAGGCAAGGAAUUACACACCAAGGAAGGUGAGCUGUGAACAUGUGAAAUGGACCAUAAUUCUGAAGCAGCUGCAGUAAAAUCUUAUCUUAAUAUGAACUCAGAAGCAAACACAAUGCAAAUUUUUAUGGUUUCUUUAAAAUGUUUGAUGGGUUUUAGUUUUCUUAGUUUGGAGGAAAUUUUCUUAAUGUUAUUUUAUUUUUGCUCUUAUUGUAAAGAAUAAAAAUGUACAACUCUAGAUAGACUACAAAUGAAAAAAGGUGGCCAGUUGGCAGGAUUGCCAAAACUUCUGUGGCUUGUAUUGUUUCUGUGGUGACACUAUGCUGCUGUAGGAUGAGCUACUGGAGUGGUGUGACAGCUCAGCAGUGAGGCCGAGGCACAAGGCCAGUCUCAUAUAAGAGGGGUGCUGGGGCCAAGCCACUGAGGCUGCAGUGGGAGCACGACUGGGCCGAUUCGGAUCAGUCAAAAGACAGAGCAUCGGGAAGUAAACUUUUCCUGACAGCUAAAAAGCAAGAAAGCAAAGCCAGCCUGUUGGGUGACAGUGCUGAAUCAGCACAGACACACGUAUCUGGACCUCGCAUGUGCAGGCUCCUGCUGGAGCAGGCCUUGCUCCUAAUCCACCUCGGAGCCUACAGUGCGGGCAGGGUCAGGCCAGCAGAACUGGAUGCUUUGUUAAAUAAAAAUCCCAAGAAACCCCAAACGAACCAACCAAACAAGGAAGGAAAAAGCAAAUACCAUUGUGUAAGCAGUAGUUCUGCCUGGCUGAGACUGCAGGCUGGCUGGUCUGUCCUGAACACCAAUCUUUGUGUCUUGUACCCGCGCGAGCCUCUCGCUCCAGCCCCUCCACGCAUUCCGGGCAGAGUGCACUGAAAGAUCUGAAUGAAGCAGCUGCUCUCCCCUGGGGAGUCAAGCAUUUUGCCACGUCUGAAAGUCACUAGCACUUACUUCCUCUGCCGUGAUUGUAAAGGUCACCACAUGCAGUAUGGCCACUUGAUCUGGGAUCUUUUCUUAACAUAUUUUUAUGCUGAUUUUACUAUUUUAAUUCUAUGUUUGGAAUGUACUUUUUUUCCUCAUUUCUUCGGUGUGUAACAGCAAUUAAAAAUAUUAAUUUACUGGGUAUUUUUACUGUGCAGAUA
This is a messenger RNA of Tyto alba (common barn owl), 7339 nucleotides long. RefSeq names its product transmembrane protein 86A (gene TMEM86A). The record is from RefSeq and is a predicted model, not a curated record. NCBI's taxonomy places the organism in Eukaryota, Metazoa, Chordata, Aves, Strigiformes, Tytonidae. Gene Ontology annotation, cellular component: membrane. The transcript has 3 exons. The coding region runs from base 186 to 899 and encodes 237 amino acids.